AUGAAGCGCACCGCCGCCGCCAGCCGUGCUCCGGGAUCAAAGUUCGGCGGCUUCGGUGCCCCGGGCGGGACUGGCACCCUGUCGUACCUCACCGAACCCCCGUCAUUUAGCGCCGUGUCGGAUCCGAAUGUCGUCGUGUCUCUCAAGAACCUGCUGAAGAAGGACAGCACCACAAAGACCAAGGCCCUGGAGGACUUGCUGGUGUAUGUGCAGGCGCAGCCUUUUGAGAACAACGGCGGCGUCGAGGAUGCCAUUCUGGACGUCUGGACCGACAUCUACCCACGAACAGCCAUCGACAACGCUCGCCGAGUGCGUGAGUUGGCUCACAGCCUGCAGUUUGAGCUCAUCAAGUCUGCGAGGAGGCGUGCAGAACGGCACAUCCCCAAGAUUGUGGGUGCGUGGCUGGCCGGCCUCUACGAUCGGGACCGGGGAGUUGCGCGCGCCGCCAGCGAUGGCCUCUCCUCCUUCAUCAACACUCCAGAAAAGGUCGCGGCCUUUUGGAGAAAAUGCCAGACGCAGAUCCUCGACUACGCCAUUGAUGCGAUCCGCGAAACACAGGAUACCCUGAGCGAUGAGCGAUCGACGACCAAGGAUGAUGCAGAAGCCAAGUAUCUCAGGGUCAUUGGCACCGGCCUGUCACUGGUCCUCAGCCUCCUCCAGCGACUAAACGACGAAGAAAUCAGCAAGCAGAGCCACAAACUCGACGAGUUCUUUGACGAGGAGACUGUCUGGCGCGCCAUCACCUUCAACGACUCCUCUGUGCGCAAGUCUGUAUGCCACCUCGUCAUUACAUGCCUCAAUCGCAAACUUCCCUAUGCCGAGUCUACCCAGGCGAAACAGGCCAUAGUUACAGGCGGGCUCAAGACGGGCCAGAGUGGUUCUGCGCAAGACUAUGUCCGGGCGCUGACGAGGCUAUCACAAGUUGCGCCCGAUAUCUGGACGCCUUCCCCCAAAGAAAAGAAGCCUGCGCUCUUGCGGUUACGGCAGUUUAUCGAAAAGGGCUCACAGGGCUGCCCUGCCAAGUUCUGGGAACACCUUGACGAGCUCAUUUCUGUCCUCCCAGAAGACCAGAUGAAGAAGUUGGAGACGGCUUCUGAAUUUCUAGAGGCCGUAAAAGCCGGUGUGACGAAUCGUGAAGAACCCCGGACGAAUACUUCCAUGGCCUGGAAGUGCUUUAUUGAUACACUUAAGCGCCUACAUAGAAAUCUUCCCGAAGAUGAGAAACUCGACUUUGCCCGCCGGCAGAUUUGCCCCAUUUUCGAAGACUUUCUCCUGACCAUAUCCGACAAGCCUGUGGCUGUUCCGCUUGGACCCAACGCCAUGACUAUUCUAGUUGAAGCUCAUCUUACUAUUCUUCGGAGCUCUCCAAAUGUCGUGUCUAUAUCGGCGGAGGAGUGGGAACGGUUUGCUGAUAUACUAUGCAACAAAAUCUCCAAUUCUCUUCCAGAGGUGUCCCGAGAGUAUCAGUCAUCCCAGGAAAAGAUUUUUGAAGAGGGUCGACGAUGGUUUAGCCUCAUCGGAGAAAUUCAUAGAAAGCUGGCCAAUCUUGACGAAUCUCUGCCGGAUCAGACAGCCGCUCCCUCCAAGAAAGUCAUCAGCCAUUGUAUAGACAUUCUGCGAAAUCGAAAUAUGAAACCAUUUGGUGCUGCAGGAGUCCUAGAAUACGCACUCAGCACCUCUCAGCACCUUUUCGACGGCGAGACGGGAGAUAAGACUGCUGAGUUUCUGUCGGAAGCCGCGGGAGACUCCAUCGAAAAGGUUAUUCAAUCUGCUUCAAGCAGGCCUCUUCUUUCCUGCCUCAACCUUUUGGGGGCCAUUCCAUCAAGAGAACCAACCUACCGCAAGAUUUGGGGAGCUUGGGUUGAGGCGGUCUCGGAAGUUUCCGACCGUGCUGUCCGUAACUUGGCUCUUACAUCUCUUAUUUCUGAAGAAAAGGCUUCCGAGCCUACCCAGGCCAACGCUCAGCUCCAGACCUAUAUCGUUACGGAAGCCAUCGAGGCUGUAAAGGGCGAAGCAUCCGGAUGGGGUCUGCUGGAAGCUGGUAUGAGCGGCCAAGGCCUUUCCGACGAGAGCUGCAAGCAACUCUCUGAAAAGGUGUUGGAAAUUCUCGACAAAGAGCCUGAAUUUGUGGAGCCAGCGCUGAGAGCGUUGGAGAUUCUUGCCAAGGGCAAGCCGAAGCUUUUCGAGGAUAGCUCUCUCCAUACCGCUUUGGUUGCGCAGUUGUUGAGUCUGACUGAACUUGGCAACAGCGUUGUUUCAUCAAAGGCCAUAGCAAUUCGAGCACUUCUUCAAGGAGGUGGAGCGGGCAAUCAGCCGGUAAUCCAAAUCAUUCACGACAACCUCGAGCGAGCAGGUCCCCAAUCGUUGGAUAUUGAAACUCUCUCCAAGCAGGCUCAGCAAGCACAUGCGGCGGGCAUCGCCGUUGAAGAAAUCUUCCCAAGCACAAACAUUUGGAUGCAGAAGCUAGCACCAUUCUUGGAUCAGCCCAUCAACCCCUCAUUGUCCAUCACGAACAGCCUGGGUGGCGCCGUUACUUUGACAAACUCCACAGCUCGGCCGACUGAGGUUCGUGUGCACCGAGACAAAAAAGGACGCUCUGUACCUUUGAGAAUGUCUCUUUAUUCUGCGCUCCUGUUGAAAGAAGGUAUUGAUAUUGCUACCCUCCCGCGCGAGUUUCAGAUCGAGUUGCUCUUUAUCCAGUGCCUCAUCAUACAACUCGCUACUGAUCAGAUCGACUCCAUGGACGAAAACUCACUAUGGCUUGGCUUGGAGUCUGACGAGUCCGUGUCAGAGGCGGAAUCUCUGGUGACUACGCUGAAGAAUUCCAUCAACAAGAAGUCGCUAUUGUCAAAGUGGUGGGAUAAUUCUGUGGACAAUGAACAGGCUCACAUUUUCCGUGGACUUGUCGAUCUUCUCAAGGAGGAGUCGAAGGAGCUGACACCCAGAGGCGUGUACAGUGCCCGUGCCAUGAGUGAGAUUGUGCAGGUCUUUUCUGAGGCUCAUAGCCUGUCAUCAGAGCUGGAAGAGGCUCUGCUCAAACCAGUGCUGACAAAGGCGGCCCCUGAAACCGCCCUUCUCGCCGCUGCUAUGCUCUCGGGAUUCGGAGAGACCUUGGAGACUUCCAAGCUUGCGAGCACUUUCCUGAAUCGCCUUGUUAGCGACAUCGCGGGGGCUUCUGCAAGUGGCGACAAGACUAUGAUUACGCUCGUCUUGCUUAAUCUAUCUGCGCAAGUAUAUGAGAGUGGGCAACUGCCUGUAGCCAGCAACCGUAUUGUUUUCGCAGUCAAGCAGAUUACCUCUUGGCUCGAGAAUGAAGAGCCCUUGAGCGCUUCUCUGUCUGCCGAGAUCUGCCGCGUGCUGAACCAGCUGCUUCCUUGCAUGAGCGACGUCUUUGGAUCGUACUGGGAAAAGGCCAUUGAUUUCAGUCUGGAUCUGUGGGACAAAGCGGUUGAAUAUCCUCUUCCGGAUGCUCUGCCUUUCAUCCACUCUUCUCUUAAGCUUAUAAAGACACUGAAGAGCCUGGAAGAUCCAAACGACGACCUGCAGGACGCUCUCAGAGAAUCAGCAAGCAAGCGAUCCAAGUCGCUGAUUGGACUGCUCAAGCUACCUCGCGGAGCUAGUAGCCAGCCGCUAGAGAUUGUAGAUGCCAUGCUAUGCCGGGAAGUAGAGAAGGUGUCUAUCAAAAGCAUCAAAGAUGUCUCAGACAUUUAUGAACUAGUUGCUUCGGAGUCACAGGAUAUCCAGACGGCGGCCUUUGAUAUUCUGCACAGGGCGAUUCCAGCCAUCCAAGAGCAACGAUCUAUUGACACUGUUUUGGACAAGACAGAGGCUCGCUUGCCAGAUGAGCUGCUAUCGUUGCUUCUCGACGCGCCUACUCUGGAUCGAUACCCCGACGAAGUGCUGGCACUGUUCCCAUCCCCAAUUCGAAGCUACCUGCUAUCGUGGAAGCUUGUUUUUGACGCCUACUCCUCAUCUUCUUACAAACUAAGGAACGACUUUACCGAGAAUCUCAAGACAGACAACUGCAUGGCUCCCUUCUUGGACUUUAUGUUUGAUGUGCUUGGCCACUCUGCCGCACGGCCACUGAAUCUCGAGAGAGAGCAGCUUACCACAGAGCAUAUCCAAGACUACGACGUCAAGGUCGCCAGAUCAGAGCCAGAAGAAAGAAGCAUGCACUGGCUGCUCGUGCACCUAUACUUUCUCACGCUGAAAUACAUUCCUGGCCUCUUCAAAGCCUGGUAUCUGGACUGCCGCUCUAAGCAAACUCGCAUUGCGGUGGAGGCGUGGACGACAAAGUACUUUUCACCUCUGAUCAUCUCGGAGGCCCUUGACGAUGUGCAGACGUGGGCGGAUGAGCAGGAGCCUCCUGGAGAUGAAGAGCAGGAGGUCCUCGUCAAGAUUUCCAAAAACGCGCGAGAAGUCAUUGUCGGCUACGAAAUCGACGAGCUCACAGCCUCCAUUGUCAUCAAAGUCUCACCCAAUUACCCCAUCGAAUCUGUCACAGUCACGGGCCAGGAGGCCGUGGCCGUCAAGGACCGCACCUGGAACAGCUGGAUCAUGACGACGCAGGGCGUGAUUACAUUUUCCGGCGGCAGCGUCGUGGACGGCGUGCAGAUCCUCAAGCGCAACAUUGUGGGCGCGCUCAAGGGCCAGACCGAGUGCGCCAUCUGCUACAGCGUCAUCGCGGCGGACAAGCGCAUGGCGGACAAGCGGUGCACGACGUGCAAGAACCUGUUCCACCGAUCGUGCUUGUAUAAGUGGUUCCAGACGAGCAGCCAGAAUACGUGCCCACUGUGUAGAAAUCCGAUUGAUUACCUGGGGGCUGAUACGCAGAAGAGGAGACGUGGUUAG
This is a messenger RNA of Trichoderma atroviride IMI 206040, 4851 nucleotides long. NCBI's taxonomy places the organism in Eukaryota, Fungi, Ascomycota, Sordariomycetes, Hypocreales, Hypocreaceae. The record is from RefSeq and is a predicted model, not a curated record.